This is a messenger RNA of Equus quagga, 2484 nucleotides long. RefSeq names its product chromosome 7 C1orf35 homolog (gene C7H1orf35). The record is from RefSeq and is a predicted model, not a curated record. The coding region runs from base 68 to 820 and encodes 250 amino acids. Lineage: Eukaryota; Metazoa; Chordata; Mammalia; Perissodactyla; Equidae. The transcript has 8 exons.
CGCGGGAGCGGAGAGGGCGCCGCCGGCCGGGGGCGGGAGGCCUGGGGACGGCGGGCGGCCGGGCACCAUGUUCGGUUCCAGCCGGGGCGGUGUGCGCGGCGGGCAGGACCAGUUCAGCUGGGAAGAUGUGAAGACCGACAAGCAAAGGGAGAACUACCUGGGAAACUCGCUGAUGGCCCCAGUGGGCCGCUGGCAGAAGGGCCGCGACCUCACCUGGUACGCCAAGGGCCGGGCUGACGGCGCGGGACUGAGCCGGGAGCAGGAGCUGGCGGCCGUGAGGCAGGCGGAGCAGGAGGCGCUCAUGGCGGCUCUAGGCUACAAGAACGUGAGGAAGCAGCCCACGGGCCUGAGCAAGGAGGACUUUGUCGAGGUCUGUAAGAGAGAAGGAGGCGACCCUGAGGAGAAGGGAGUAGACCGGCUCCUGGGCCUGGGGAGCUCCAGUGGCUCUGCAGGCCGAGUGGCGCUGUCCCGAGAAGACAAGGAGGCUGCUAAGCUGGGGCUCUCCGUGUUCACGCACCACCGUGUCGAGAGCAGUCGGCCAGGGGCCUCCCCGGCCUCCACUUCUGCCAGGAAGAAGCAGCGAUCGGAGGAGAAGCCAGAGCCGGGCCCCGAGAGCCACAGGAAGAGGAGGAAAGAGAAGAAGAAAAAGAAAAAGAAGGAGAAGAAGAAACACAAGAAAGAGAAGAGGAAGAAAGAACAGCACAGGGCUGGGGCAGCCUCCUCGAAGCCCCCGACUCCUGCCCGGCCCGGACACCGCAGGCACGACUCGGACUCCUCCUCGCCCUGCUGCAAGAGGCGGCGACGGCAAGACAGUGACUGAGGCCCUGCCCAGACCACCCCCACCACACAGCCCUGGAGGGGCCACCCUCAGCGAAGCCUCCGGCCCAGGGAGCUGGACAGCCAGCACAUGGGGGCCCUGAAGGAGGAGAGGUGGCUGAGCCCUGAGCUGGCCCCAGACCCACCCGGGGAGGCCCUGCCUGCCUGGGAGGUUCAGCCACCCCAGGUCCCCUGAGCAGCUUAGCUGUGGCUAAGUAGGGCUACUUAAGUUUUUCUUCACAUUGACUCACUCUUUGUAUGUAAAUAAACUUAUUUUAAGGGGAAAAUGUCUUGUAUUUCAGGGAAGGUCAUUGUUACCUGUCACAGUAGAAGGCGAAGGGUGAAAAUGGGGAGAUUGCUUUGGGUUCCAGUGAGACCAUCUGACGUUCUGUUGGAGGGGGGAGUUGUCCUGGUGGUUGGCAUCCUGAAGUCCCAUGUGGGCCUGGCCCUGAAAGUGACUUCAGGUCUACCAGGAGCCCUGGGUCAUCAUGUGUGGCCAGCAGGGUGGGCAGAGGGGCCAGAACGUGCUGAGCUGCAGGUGGGUCUCUCCGAGGUGGGUAAGCGUGGAGAGGGUGGAUGGCCAGACAGGGUGUUUAGGUCAUGGUGGGGACUCAGGUGGACUUGUGCCUGGAGCCACCCUCAUCCCCCCAGGCCACCAAGGGACUUCUUGGCCACUGUCCCACACCUCCCCCAUCUGCCUCCUCAGUCUGGUCUGCUGGCUGCUUCCAGGCUGCAGGGCCAGCCCCUUCCACCUGGCCUCCUGUCUCCUCUGCUGGGAGGCAUCUGUGGCCCUUCACAGCCCUGUCCACAGAAGAAAUGAAAACUGAAUCUUACAGCUGACUUGGAGUAAACACAAAACCGAGGCUGGAUUCGUCCUUCCUAAGUAUAUUCCUUGUUUUGGUUCUGAUUUUAAAAGAAGUGGCAAAUGAAGACGUUUCUGUCUAGUAUCCUGGCACUGGUUUUCAACCUGUCAACAGAAGCGAGUUACCUCAGGCCAGUUGGCCUGGGCCAGGGCAGGGGAUGUGCACAGGGUGGGCUGCUUCCCAGGGGAAAGAGAGACCUGGACCUUGGCUCUGCCUGUGAUGGCCACAUGAGUGGGAGCAGGGGCACCGAGAAGGGCUCCUGGUCAGAGGGACGGCUCUCAAGGAGUGGGAGGCGGCCCAUGGUAGAGGGGAGCUGUGAUCCUGCAAUUUAUAACAAGUACGAUGUAUUCGGUCAGAUGGCCGAGACGUUUCUCAUAAAGGUGCAGUCUUUGUCCCAAGUUCCUGGCUCACAGCUCCCCAAACCCUUGGAAUUUCUUGUUUUUGUUAAAGGAGGUGACUUUUGGACCCCACUCAAGGAUCAGGGCUGGUUGCCAGGAGAACCAGCCAUGUGAUCAAAGGAUUGGAACUUUCAGUCCCACCCCGAGUUCUGGGGGCUUGAGGUUCAAUCGGUUGCCAAAGGCCAAUGACUUAGUUAUGAUUCUAACAAAGCCUCCAGAAAACCCCGAAAGAUGGCUCAUCGGUCCUCUUGUCAGUGAACACGUGGAGGUGUUGGCAGAACAGUGUGCUCAGAGAGGGCGUGGAAGCUCGGCACCCUUUCCCAGACCUGCCCUGUGCAUCUCUUCCCUCUGGUGGUUCAUCUGUAUCCUUUAUCAUAUCCUUUAAUAAACUGUAAAUGUGCUUCUCA